This is a messenger RNA of Papaver somniferum (opium poppy), 3159 nucleotides long. Its product is annotated as structural maintenance of chromosomes protein 5-like. The coding region runs from base 1 to 3159 and encodes 1052 amino acids. Gene Ontology annotation, biological process: double-strand break repair via homologous recombination. The record is from RefSeq and is a predicted model, not a curated record. Gene Ontology annotation, molecular function: ATP binding; ATP hydrolysis activity. Gene Ontology annotation, cellular component: Smc5-Smc6 complex. The transcript has 2 exons. Lineage: Eukaryota; Viridiplantae; Streptophyta; Magnoliopsida; Ranunculales; Papaveraceae.
AUGGCGGAGGAGCCUGCAGCUAAGCGUUUUAAGAGAAACCAUGACGAUUACUUACCAGGUAACAUCACUACGAUUGAACUCCACAACUUCAUGACAUUCAAUCAUGUAACAUGUAAACCUGCACCACGUCUCAACAUUGUUGUUGGACCUAAUGGAGCUGGAAAGAGCUCUCUAGUUUGCGCUAUCGCACUCGGUCUUGGUGGAAAGCCUAAGCUUCUAGGAAGAGCUUCUAAAAUUGGUGCUUAUGUGAAACGAGGGGAGACAUCUGGGUUCAUUAAGAUCACCUUGAAUGGUGAUCGCAUGGGUGAAUCUAUCACCAUUACCAGGAAUAUAUACACCGACAACAAAUCUGAGUGGAUGAUCAAUGACAAACAAGUGCAUAAAUCAGAAGUGUUGGAAAUCAUUCAGAAGUUUAAUAUUCAAGUUGGUAACUUGACGCAGUUUUUGCCGCAGGAUCGUGUAUGCGAGUUUGCGAAGUUAACUCCGGUGCAGCUACUGGAGGAGACUGAAAAGGCUGUUGGUGAUCCGCAGCUUCCAUUACUGCAUACCACUCUUGUUGACAGAAGUUCUGAUUAUAAGAGACUUGAAGUGACAAUCAAGCAUAAUCGAGAUGCUUUGAAUAAAUUGAAUGCGCUCAAUGUCGCGCAGGAAAAAGAUAUAGAGCGUGUUCUUCAUGGAAAGAAUCUUCUGAAGAAGGUUGAAUCUAUGAAAAAGAAGUUACCGUGGCUCAGAUACGAGCAGAGAAAGAGUGAUUAUAUGAACGCAAAAGAGGAGGAAACUGAUGCGAUGAGAAAAAAGGAAACAGCUGCUGAGGAUUUAAGUGAUCUCCAGGGGCCUAUAGAAGAACUGAGGAAAAAUCUAGCAGCACAAGAAGAAUUAUGCGAGAAUGCAAGCAAUAUUAUGGCCACAAACUCGGAAGAGCUUAUUGAGAAGCUACAAGAGGCACACCUUUUGGAGGUGCAAGUUCAGGGAAAAUAUGACGAGAUGGAAGAGCUGAAGACGCAAGAUGAAACUCGCCAAGAAAGGAUUGAAACCGCUGAAGAACAACUUGCAGUUGCUCAACAAGCACUGGAGAAUUUACCAGAUUAUGAUUACGAGUCUCCGAUGGCCGAGCGUGAUUUGUUGGGUACGCAAAUAGUGGAGUUGAUAAAUUCUGCGAAGGAAAAGCGUUUCCAGGAGUCUGAGAAUGAAUAUUGUUUAGGCCAGAAGAAACGCACGCUUAACGAGUGCUUGGAUAGGUUGACGGAUAUGGAAGAUGACAAGUAUAAGCUUCUGCAAGCUUUGAAAAGAUCUGGAGCUGAUAAAAUAUACGAGGCUUACCGCUGGUUGAAAGAACACCGGCAUGAGUUUAAAAAGGAAGUGUAUGGUCCUAUCCUCCUUGACGUUACUGUUCCGGAUAAAGAUCAUGCAUCAUAUUUGGAAAACCAUGUCGCUUCUUAUAUCUGGAGAUCAUUCGUAGCUCAGGACGCGGAUGAUAGAGAUAUCUUGGUUGAUGGCCUUAAGCAAUUCGAUGUUCCGGUUCUGAAUUACGUAGGAGGAAGAGGAAAUGAAAGGGCGCCUUUGCAACUUUCAGAAGAGAUGCAGAAGUUUGGAAUCUACUCCAGGCUUGACCAAGUUUUUGAUGGACCUAACGCUGUCAAGGAAGUUUUGAUUAGCCAAUUUGGACUGCAAUAUUCAUAUAUUGGGAACAUGGAAGCUGAUAGGCAGGCUGACCGUGUCCACCAACUUGGUAUAUCUGAUUUAUGGACUCCAGGGAAUCACUACCGGUGGAAGAAAUCUAGAUAUGGUGGCCAUGUUUCAGCAAGUGUUGAUUCAGUAUCUCCGUCUCGUCUUUUUCAGUGCAUUGUUGAUGCUGAUGAAGUUCAGAAACUCAAGUCAAGUAAAAGAGAACUGGAAGACACUAUUGCCGGUCUUGAAGAAAACUGCAAAAAGCUCCAGAGUGAGCAAAGACAAUUGGAGGAUGAAACAGCUAAGUUAAGAACGCAGCGUAAAGAUAUCAUCAACACUAUAUGGCAAGAGAAAAGAAACCGGCGCAGAAUGGAGAAUCAUGUUGAUCAACGAAGAAUCAUGUUAGAGUCUAUUGUUAAUGAGGAUGACUUGGAGACAAGCCUGCAAAAACUCGGUGAUGAAACUUCCGAAUUGAACACGAAGCGGUUCCAUCUUGUACUUGGAAUUAAGGACAUGCUCACUCAGGCGCUGUCUUACGAACGGAGUUACGCUGAAAAGAGCAUGACAUCCGUUGAGCUUGAUGGGGAGAUAAGGGAGAUGGAACGCAGUACCAAAAAACAAGAGCAAGCUGUUGCAAAGGCGUCCAAGGAGUUGAAUACGUGUAGGUGGGUAACAGAGAGGAGCAGAGAAGAACUCUCUGAUGCCAAGAGACAUGCUGAAAGAAUUGCCAAGAUCACUCCUGAACUCUCACAAGAAUUCCUUACGAUGCCUAACACGAUCGAUGAAUUGGAAGCUGCAAUUGAAGAGAACAUUUGGCAAACAAAUCUCAUUCUCCAAUUGAACCGCAAUGUUCUGGAGGAAUAUGAAAGCCGCCAGAAGAAGAUACAAGAAAUUUCAAAGAAGCUGGAAGCAGAUGAGGAGGAGCUAAAGAUGCGUGCGGCUGAUAUACACAGCUUGAAGGAACAGUGGCUUCCAACACUGCGAAAUCUGGUCGCAAAGAUAAAUGAGACAUUUAGUCGUAAUUUCCAAGAAAUGGCAGUUGCAGGAGAAGUUUCAUUAGAUGAGCAUGGAAUGGAUUUCGACAAAUACGGGAUACUUAUCAAAGUAAAGUUCAGACAAACAGGAAGACUUCAAGUCCUGAGUGCUCAUCAUCAGUCAGGAGGGGAGCGCUCAGUUUCCACCAUUCUUUAUCUAGUUUCUCUGCAAGACCUUACAAACUGUCCUUUCCGUGUCGUAGAUGAGAUUAAUCAAGGUAUGGACCCGAUCAACGAAAGAAAAAUGUUUCAGAAGCUAGUGAGAGCAGCCAGCCAGCUCAAUACACCACAAUGCUUCUUGCUAACACCAAAGUUGCUGCCGGAUUUGGAAUAUAGUGAUGCAUGUAGCAUGUUAACUGUUAUGAACGGCCCUUGGAUCAAGGGUGCUUCAAAAGUAUGGAACGCUGGUGAUAGUUGGGGAACCUUGAUGAACCAUAUCUUUGCAUGUGAUGGUUGA